AUGUCAUCAUCAAUAAUCUACGCUCUUGUCGCAAACGAUAACAACCCAACGCCUCUUGUCGAAGUUUCCCUCGCAACUGGUAAUUUUCAGCUGAUGGCACUUAAAAUCCUUGAAAAAAUCAAACCAAACUCCUCAAUAUCCUAUUCCUACGAAGACAAGUACAUAUUCCACUACCACAAUGACUCUGGCUUCACCUUUCUCUGCAUGACUGAUGCAUCAUUUUCAAACCGUACAGCCUAUACUUUCUUAUUUGAUCUCAAAGAAAAGUUUCAUGCCCAAUUCGGCGAAGAAGCCCAAAAAGCCAUCGGGUUUUCAGCCAAUAAACAGUUCGAAGACACCAUGAAGGAAAGGAUGCAGUAUUUUAAUACAGACCCAAACGCAGACAAACUAAAAAUCGUAAAGCAAACACUGGAUAAGACAAGAGACGUUAUGAUAGAGAAUAUUGACAAAGUCAUACAGAGAGGAGAUAAAAUUGAGCUGCUUGUCAGUAAAACCGCAUAUAUGAGUGACCAAGCUAUUGAUUUCAGAAAAACGUCUGCAAGGGUCAAGAGACAUAUGUGGUGCAAAAAUUUUAAGCUCACUUUGAUUAUUAUUGGGAUCAUAGUGUUAGUGAUAGGCUUUAUUGUGCUGCUUGCAUGUGGAGGAUUUACAUUUCCGUAUUGUAGCUAA
Blepharisma stoltei is the source of this 669-nucleotide messenger RNA. The record is from the annotation of a GenBank genome assembly. NCBI's taxonomy places the organism in Eukaryota, Ciliophora, Heterotrichea, Heterotrichida, Blepharismidae.